This is a messenger RNA of Lachnellula hyalina, 909 nucleotides long. It is a transcript of the gene PIR, whose product is annotated as Pirin. NCBI's taxonomy places the organism in Eukaryota, Fungi, Ascomycota, Leotiomycetes, Helotiales, Lachnaceae. The record is from RefSeq and is a predicted model, not a curated record. The transcript has 2 exons. Bases 1 to 909 code for a protein of 302 amino acids.
AUGACCGUUUCUCGAGCAAUUCGCAAAGCGUUCCUCGCCGUCGAACAAGCCGAGGGUGUAGGCGCCCGAGUCAGACGUAGCAUCGGCACACCACAAUUACGAAACUUUUCGCCCUUCCUAAUGCUCGACCACUUCACAUCUUCACCGGGAUCUGGAUUCCCUGACCACCCACAUCGCGGACAAGAGACCAUAACGUACCUUCUGCAAGGGAUGAUCGAUCAUGAAGACUUCGCCGGCAACGCAGGCACCAUCGAAGUCGGUGAUCUACAAUUCAUGACAGCAGGGAGGGGCAUAAUGCACUCAGAGAUGCCGAGGGAUAGCCCAGAUGGCACACCUGUCAUUGGUAUGCAGUUAUGGGUUGAUUUGCCUCAAAAAUUAAAGAAAUGCGAGCCAAGAUACCGAGAUCUACGAGCGAAGGAAAUUCCCAAUAUCGACGUUGAUGAAGGGAAGGUUCAUGUCAAGAUUAUUAGUGGCCAAAGCCACGGAAUUGACAGCGUGAAGGAACUGGCAUACACCCCCGUUUGGAUCUUCGAUAUCGAAAUCAAGCCCGGCGGCAAAGUCACUCAACAACUCCCAGAAGGAUGGAACGCCUUCGCCUAUACUUUAGGAGGAAGUACUGCUUUCGGGGUUGGAAAAAAUCAGAGGAACGUGGGGCAAUACUACAAUGUAGUCUUUGAACAGGAGGGGGAUGAGAUCUUCGCUCAAGUGGACGCAUCUGCCAAAGAGAAUGGCCGUUUCUAUCUAGUAGCAGGCCAGCCCCUUGAUCAAAAAGUCGUCCAAUACGGACCCUUUGUCCUAAACACACAAGCAGAAGUUCACCAAGCGAUCAUGGAUUACCAAACUCAUUCAAACGGAUUUGAAAGGGCUGAAGGCUGGGAGAGUGAAAUUGGGAAGAAGAUGAUGCAUUAG